This is a messenger RNA of Saccostrea cuccullata (small rock oyster), 670 nucleotides long. RefSeq lists its product as uncharacterized. NCBI's taxonomy places the organism in Eukaryota, Metazoa, Mollusca, Bivalvia, Ostreida, Ostreidae. Gene Ontology annotation, cellular component: membrane. The transcript has 3 exons. The record is from RefSeq and is a predicted model, not a curated record. Bases 1 to 471 code for a protein of 156 amino acids.
AUGAUUAGUGAUAAGGAGUUCCCCAAUUUGCAGUUUUUUGAGAUCACAUCAACCGAACUAUCAUGCCAAGAGAUUCAUGAUUUAUUUCCAUUUGCCACAAUAAGACGAAAUGGAGUUGUAUGCACUAAGAUAUCUCAAUUUGUAUUUCAGGCUUCAACUUUUCAACAUUAUACCACAACGUUUCCACCCGACACUGCUGAAUCUGCCACUUUUGAAGAGCACACACACCCAAGUUCUGUUCAGCCGACCCCGCAGAAUUUUCAAGUGACAUCUUUAGAGAUUCACUGGAAAAUUAUUACAUUUACCUUCAUUACCAUCAUCGCUGUGACACUAAUCAUAAUUGCAACUGUAUGCUGCUUAAGUCGUCGUCGUCGAAGACGUACUAUGAAUCGGACCGACAUCGUUCACAUGGACAGUUUACCUAAAGCUGUGUACGAUGACAUUUCUUUAGAGGAAUAUAAAAGAGAAUAAGGUUUUUUUUUUAUUUUUUAUUUUAACAGUUUGGAUGCUGGCUGGAAUAAUUAUCAUGAUUUCAACCCUUGUGUGUUGGUGUAAGUGUGUAGAAACCUUGAUUUUGGAAUUAAAUAAUUAUGUGUUUAACGAAAGACUCAACGAGGAAGAACAAAGAGAAAGAAGAACGGAGCCUAAUGUUCAUGUAUAUCAUCUUCGA